GGUGAUACAGCAAGAUGGCGUCUGACGGAGAAGUCCUAAACGCGGGCAUUAUAUUUCUGUAUUCUUACAUAAAUGUUGUUUAAUAGAGUACACACGGUUAACAAUUGUUUGUAGCCGGAUACAUUAGUCUGAGCGCACUUUGACACUUCUCCUGUUUGAUAGCUUCACUUAAGGUAGCUUGCAGCCAGUUUAGCUGGCUAGUUAGCUUAGCUUGUUAGCUGCUAACAAAGAGACGCGGAAGUUAUUCAAACAUCGCUAAGUAGGGAACUAAUGUGAGUGUAAAGUGUUGUGAUUGUGUGAAAAUGUGCGAAAGAACGACAGCAAAGUACGAGGAGGAGUUUUCUCCAACAACAAAGGAGAAGGAGCGACAACAUCAACUACUGGAUGUUUAUUAUAAGAAACAUCAUCAAGUUGUGUUACACAGAACAGGCCACUUGCCCUUCCUCCUGUGUCACUGGUCUGAUGUCUCUCCUGAUUGCCUGAUUGUGCCCACCUGUGUCACCCUCCCUCAUGUGUAUACAGUCCUCGUCUUCCCCUGUCUUGUUGCCAGAGUAUGUCGUCUUGCCACGUACCCCCAGCCUUGUCCACAGCCUUGCCCACAGCCUUGUCUACAGCCUUGUCCACAGCCUUGUUCACAGCCUUGUCCACAGCCUUGUUCACAGCCUUGUCCACAGCCUUGUCCACAGCCUUGUCCACAGCCUUGUCCACAGCCUUGUCCACAGCCUUGUUCACAGCCUUGUUCAUAGCUUUGUCCACAGCCUUGAACCAGACGUCUGUGAAGAACUUCUGCUUGAAAAACAGGAGUGUAGCUUCAGUAUGGUGAAGGGGGAUCCUUCAAAGAGGAGGGCCAGGUGCCACGGACCCUCUGGCGUCACCUUUUCCUCCUUGACACAGACCCUUCCCUGUAAAAAGGAAGAGGAAGACUCACUGACCCCCCACAUUAAAGAGGAAGCGAUGGAACACAGCAUCAGUCAGGACGGGGAUCAUUUUGAAGGACUGGUGGAGUUCCCAGUGACUGGUGUCCUUGUGAAGAGGGAAGAUGAUGAGGUCAAAAGUGAAAGUGAGGAAAAGAGAGAGGCGGAGCCUCCAAGCAGCAGCUCAACACAACACAUGACAACAGAAGCUGAUGGAGACCACUGUGGAGGAUCACAAGCAGACAAGCUCUUAGCUCCACUAUCAGAUAGUGAGGACACAACGUCCUACUCUCCUGACACUGAUGAUGAAGACUCUAAAGAGUUAUGUCACACUGACAACACUCACUUCAAAUAUUCUCACUGUGACCAAAGCUUUAAAAAACAUUGUCAUCUGAAAAGACACAUGAAAACACACACUGGAGAUAAACCUGUUUCUUGUUCAAUCUGUGGCUUAUCUUUUACAAGGAAGGACAAUAUGAAAGAUCACACAAGAACACAAAGGAGAAAAAAACUUUUCGUUUUCUUUGUGUGAUUCGAGAUAUGCACGAUGUCGAGAUUUGAAAAAACACCUGAAAAGACACACUGGAGAAAACCUUUUUAUGUGUUCUGUGUGUAAUUCAAGUUUUGUCAAAGAUGAACAUUUGAAAAGAUACAUGAGAACACACACAGGAGAAAAAACAUUUCACCGGUUCACUUUGUAGUAAAGGUUUUUGCACAAAGUCACAAUUUAAAAGUACACAUGAGAGCACACACUGGUGAAAAACCUUUUUCCUGUUCAAUCUGUGGUAAAGGUUUUACACACAGUCAGAGUUUGAAAGAACACAUGACAAUACACAGUGGAGAAAAACCCUUUUCCUGUUCAAUUUGUGGUGAAGAUUUUGUUCGUCGACAGUCUGUAAAAGUACACAUGAGAACGCACACUGGUGAAAAACCUUUUUGUUGUUCAAUCUGUGGUAAAACUUUCACAGAAAGUCGUUGUUUGGAUAGACACACACGAUCGCACACUGGUGAAAAAGCUUUUACCUGUUCAAUCUGUGGUAAAGGUUUUACAAAAAGUCAAUAUUUGAAAGUACACAAGAAAACACACACUGGUGAAAAACCUUUUUUCUGUUCAAUCUGUGGUAAAGGUUUUACAGAAAGUCAGAAUGUGAAAAGACACAUGAGAACACACACUGGUGAAAAAUUACAUUCCUGUUCAAUCUGCAACAAAAGCUUUUGUGAACGAUCAUACCUUGCAGCACACAUGAGAACACACUCAGGAGAGAAAGUGUUGAGUUGCAGUGUGUGUGGUGAAAGGUUCUCUUCUAAGUACCAGUGUAAGAAACACAAGUGUGCUGGUGAGAACAGCAGCAGCAAAUGAAACUGCAGGAUUUGAAAAAAUGGUCAUAUUAGUGCUUAUUUCAGUCGUGUACAUGCAUUAAUAUGCAACAAUAUGUAUUGUUAUUAAAAAUUGAACAGAACAAUUUGACUUAAAAGGUGAGAGUAAACACUACAACACAUAGUUUACAUACAGUCAACAUUUUAUGUGUAUAUACAUCCAUCAGAAAAUGUUAGACUUAUUCGUAUUUGAGUUUUUAUAGGUAAUUGAAAUAUUGAAGUGUGACAUAAAUUAGCACCCUUAUAUGACAUACAUAUUUACUGGUUCACAUCUGAAACAUCUUCUGGACCACUUCAGGAAUCAUAUCGUUAUUUACUUUAUACAUCAUUUGAACAGUUGUCUUUUAUACAAUUUCAAAAAUGUUUGACUUUAUGAACUAUUUGUUGGGUCUCUAUAAUCCAUUGUAUUAAUGAUCUUUAUUGCUCUCUUUUCUAAUAUGAUGAUUGUGUUGUGAUUGUUUUAUAUGUAUGUCUCCAGACCUUUAUGCAAUAUAAAAGUGAGAGAAAACAACUGAAA
This is a messenger RNA of Nerophis ophidion (straightnose pipefish), 2808 nucleotides long. RefSeq names its product zinc finger protein 33B-like. The record is from RefSeq and is a predicted model, not a curated record. Lineage: Eukaryota; Metazoa; Chordata; Actinopteri; Syngnathiformes; Syngnathidae. The transcript has 3 exons. Gene Ontology annotation, molecular function: RNA polymerase II cis-regulatory region sequence-specific DNA binding; DNA-binding transcription factor activity, RNA polymerase II-specific. Gene Ontology annotation, biological process: regulation of DNA-templated transcription. Bases 511 to 1446 code for a protein of 311 amino acids.